This is a messenger RNA of Quercus lobata, 1490 nucleotides long. RefSeq names its product protein GLUTELIN PRECURSOR ACCUMULATION 3-like. The annotation marks the transcript as partial. NCBI's taxonomy places the organism in Eukaryota, Viridiplantae, Streptophyta, Magnoliopsida, Fagales, Fagaceae. The record is from RefSeq and is a predicted model, not a curated record. Gene Ontology annotation, molecular function: protein binding. The transcript is spliced from 14 exons.
UCUUCAGAUAACAAACUUUGGUUUCAGCCAGAGUGCACUGGAAGUGGGCCUGAGGACCAGGUAGGUCCAAGCCCACGGGCAUUUCACAUUGCUGUUGCAAUUGAUUGUCACAUGUUCAUAUUUGGUGGGCGUUAUGGUAGCAAAAGGUUGGGUGACUUUUGGGUUCUAGAUACAGAUAUAUGGCAGUGGUCUGAGCUCACCAGUUUUGGUGACUUACCUUCACCACGAGAUUUUGCUGCAGCUUCAGCCAUUGGGAACCGGAAAAUUGUUAUGUAUGGUGGCUGGGAUGGUAAAAGGUGGUUAUCAGAUGUGUAUGUCUUGGACACAAUAUCACUAGAAUGGAUGGAGCUGUCGGUAUCUGGAUCAUUACCACCACCUAGAUGUGGCCACACAGCUACUAUGGUGGAGAAAAGGUUGCUUGUCUAUGGUGGCAGAGGAGGUGGUGGGCCAAUUAUGGGUGAUUUAUGGGGCUUGAAGGGUCUUAUUGAAGAAGAGAAUGAAACGCCUGGAUGGACCCAGUUGAAGCUUCCAGGUCAAGCUCCUUCUCCUCGCUGUGGUCAUACUGUGACCUCCGGAGGGCACUAUCUGUUGUUAUUUGGAGGUCAUGGGACUGGUGGUUGGUUGAGUCGUUAUGACAUUUAUUACAAUGACAGCAUUGUUUUAGAUCGGUUGUCUGCACAAUGGAAGCGCUUACCGACUGGCAACGAGCCCCCUGCUGCCCGGGCAUACCACUCUAUGACGUCUAUUGGUUCACGUCAUCUAUUAAUUGGUGGGUUUGAUGGCAAAUCAACCUUUGGUGAUCUGUGGUGGUUGGUCCCAGAAGAGGACCCUAUUGCAAAGCGGUUCACUGCAUCUCCACCCAAUGAUAUUCCUGAAAAUAAGGAUGCUGCAAUAGCAAAUAAUAAUGUCCAAUCUGCACUCGAGGGAAGCCAAAGGGAACAAUCUGCUGUCUCAGAGUUACAAAGAAGAUUAGAAAUUUCAGUUUCACUCUCUAGUCCUGGGUUUCCAAUUGUAGAUGAGUUGGAAGAUAAAGAAUUCCUUGAACUAGCAUCAAGUUUUUUUGGAGAAAGAGUGUCUAGUAAUUUGCAGGCAAUUGAAGCACUUCGUGAUCACUGGAGGAAGGCUAUACCAAGGUCUAUACCACUUAAGGAGUUUGGGCCCUUGCUUCGUGACUACCAACGUUUGAUAGCCCGUCAUCAAUUUGACAGGGCUAAUGAUGGAUCUGAUCUGCAUUCUGCUGAAGUUGGUUUGCUUGGAAAAGAUGCUUAUCGGUUUUAUCAUAUUAAAAAUGCCUCUCAGUUACGUAUGGAUGAUCUCCCAUUGCUGCUCACGGAGUACAAACAGAUUCUUUCGGAUUAAUUAAUAUAUGGGGAGUCUUCCUUUAUAAGAAAAUAAAUUAAGAUUGCCUAAUGGUGUCCCAGAUUUCCUUAUCUCAUGAAAUAUGUUGGGAGAGUCUUCUUCUUGGAACUACCUCAAACCAUUAGUCCUUG